Molecule: messenger RNA, 3542 nt
Organism: Diachasma alloeum
Lineage: Eukaryota; Metazoa; Arthropoda; Insecta; Hymenoptera; Braconidae
Exons: 3
Coding region: 1-2778 (925 amino acids)
Source: RefSeq, a predicted model, not a curated record
AUGAGUGCAUCAGAUGGUGGAGAGCAGUGUAUCGGAGGGUUAACUGAGAAGAGUAAGAUUUUUCAAGUGGGAGACAAUGAGGAUCCUAUCAAACCUACUGGCGAUCCUGCACAACAAACAAAACCAGACUUACACCAACGUUACUUGGUGGAGACGAUAACGAUGACUACCGUAACUGAGCGUCGAAUAGUUCGUGAAAUCAGCGAGGACUCCUGCCGUUCUUCGAUAGGUCAAAUUGACACUACAUCGUUGCUUGAUUCUCAAAGCUUAUCAAGAUCGACUCAAGAAGAUGAUGUACACCACGAAACCGAAGAGGAAGCUCAAGAAAUUCCCUCAAAACCCCAUGAAUACAACAAAGAUUUACCGAACUCAAAUGAACUCUCCCUCACCUUUAAACUGGGUAACUUAUCUCUCGUAACCAACAGCCGAAAACCAAAUUCCGCAGUCCGGCAACUGUUCCCAGACCCCCGCUUCAUCUCUCCACCACCAGUCCCAGCCAAAGCCGUUUCUUUAUCAACCGACGAAGGCACUGAUAGUGAUAACUCAGAGGCUCAAAGACUGCUGCUAACCACGGAGAGCCUUCGCUUCUUUGAUUCUGUAAAACAUUCCAAAUUGGCUGGCUCAAGAAGUGACUCUUCGGAAAGCGAUUCCGCAAGUAUAAAGCGAACAAUCGAGCGCAACGCCCUUCGGAGAAGUCUCAUCUGCAACUACGACAUGACCUCGAAGAAGAAAACUCUCAAAAGCAAAGAUUUAACUUUGGAAGAACGAAUUCGCCGAUUAACCUGCGUUGAUCAGGACGGCGACAAUAUAGGCGACAGCACCUCCAACUUUCAAGCAAAUGAAUCCCAAAAUUCUGCUGAUUUGAAUCUAAUUCCAACAUCCGGCGAUGAACAAGUUUUGCGUUCUAUAAAUAAUUGCCUGGAUAACUCUUCACCUCUUGCUCACUUUCAUCAUCAUCAUCAGUCGGCCUACCCUAAAAUCACAGAUCUAUCAAGCCAAAAAAAAAUGGAAACCAUGCCAGACUUGGGGAUCGGAAAUGGCGUCAAUUUGAUGAAAGAUUUCAAAAAUACGAAUUCAUUGAAGAUGAAUACCGAUGCUAGAAAACAAUUUCUGUCAUCAUUCACUCCAUUUUCAUGUGUUGCAUCAACAGGUAUAGACAGCAGAGAAGAUUAUUACCACAUAUCAUCGGUGGUUCAUCAUAGGGAUUCGAUUGGAUACAACUCAGACUCAUCUUACAGUUUGGAGGAUAUUGAAGUGGCUUUAAGAGGUGAAGAGAGAAACUAUAAGAAUACUCCAGGUCCUCCGGACGUUACUAAAGGUACACCCACAGGAACUGGUCCAGAUCCACCUGACGCCACGGCAGAUGAGCUCUUAGCUUUUGUCGAACAGGACAAAACACGAACAGAGAGACUUAAACGAAAAUACGACACCGAGGAGCACCAGGAGCUUUCUAAAAAUAGAGAUAACAACAGCACAAUAGAUGAUGAAGACGAUGAACUUAACGAUUACGGAUUCAACGCGAGACCUGCUGUACGAGGCAUCAAACCUCAAUUUCAAUCCACUCCAGAAAUUGUCAGGGAAUUACGCUCGCAGGCAUGUCCGGCAUCUCUAACAAAUGAACCCCUUGUUCUUUCUCCUCCUUGGUGCUCCUAUGAUCCCGACAAUUCUGAAAAAAAUGUCAUCUUCGGGAAAGAAUCUGAAGAACUAACUGGAGGUCAUGAUAAUACGAUAAAGCGUAUAAACACCAUGCAAAAACAAAUCGAUGACAUUUAUCAGACAAUUGCUGAAACUACUGUUUCAGUACAAGAGACGAUUAAUCGUGGUUCUUAUUUAGAAAGCACUUUACCCAGGAUGAUUCCAAAGGGGGUCGACUGCAGAUAUGAUCAGCAAAAUGAGCACUUUCAUGAUCAUCGAAGUGAAGUCUACAGUACUCUUCCAAGUAAAAAUAAAAGACCAGUUGUUAUUACUAACUAUCCUUGCGGGGGUAUUCCAAUACAAAACAACAAAUGUUAUAGGACGAUGUAUUUUGUUCCUUAUAAUGGGAUUACUGAUCCAACAUACCAAAACAUUGAAAAAAAUAUUCCUCCUGAUUCGUCUGCGAAUUAUAUAGGUCACAUUGAGCGGUAUCCGUUUCGAAGAUCACGAUCGGAAUCAGAACGUUUCCAACAACCUGUUCAACAGCUAGAGCAACAGUCUCCAAGAUAUUAUGUCGAGCCGUCAGCCGCUGAAACACCAUCGUUUUAUCCUCAACCUAGUCUUCAUUUCCAUUUGAAUCACCCAGACAACUUUAGGAUUAGACCACCAGGUAUCACAAUGCAGACAGUCCAAUUACAACAUCAUCAGCAUUCAUCACAAUAUGCUACUUAUGACAUUCGAUCAAUUCCUGCUUAUACCAUCAUGGUGCCCUCCAGGGCAGAUGGAUGCGCAUAUUCAAAACAUCCUAGGAGGACUGCGCUUGAUGGGCAAACACAGACCGUUUCCGUGACGCCAAUGAACACUAGCAUUGUUGUCACUGGGUUUAGUGGAAAUCAUGGUAAUGCUUCCUCUUCUUCUUCCACAUCGCCCGUAGUUUCUUCGCCAACAAAAAUUCAAGAGCAGAUGAACUCAUGCAAUGGUAGGAGGGAAGCGCCAGAAGGCGCUGCGAGAUCGCGCACACAUGAUUUUGGAAUACAAUCAAAUGGUAUCAGCGACAAUAUUGUGAAUAAUUUCAUGGAACAACCAAACCAUGUGUCUGCACCAACCACUCAGAAUUCAGUCUAUUAUGCCAUGAAUGUUUAAUGUUUCAUGAAGAUAUAUCGGAGUUUUUGCAGAUUUCAUGAGGGCCACAUUAGGUAUCACUAGCCUUACAGUAUCUCGGACAUGAUGCAGAUGAUGUUAGAUUCAAUUCCUGUUUGACAUCAUAUGAGAUAUCCUUUGAAUGUUGUUCAGACUCUCUCUAUUUGAAAGGCUAGAGUCGACGAAAGUUUCACUGUAUAAGACAAUACCAGUGACAUUUUCCCAUUCACGUUUUCUUUUAUUUUUUAGAAACCGAUAUACGUUGUACGAGUACUAGAAGAAUUCUACAUCUGACCAAAAUGUUAUUUCCUUACCAUCUGCAUCUUACUGUAUUUGUAUUUGUACACAAUAAGCAAAGCCAAAAACACAAAUCUCUGAUUAGAUAAUAAAUCCUUAAGUGAUGUAACUUGCGUGAAUGAGAAAAAAUUAUUUAUGAAGUAUGGGUCAUUCGCAGAGUAAGUUAUAAUACUGAGUAAUCAUAUAAGAAACAAUAUCGGAAUUGUCACACAAAGUCAGUGGAAGUGUACAGUCGAGCACUAAAGUUCGUGAACAACCUGAACUUGUAUCUUAUGUAUUCUGUUCACGAACUUUAGUGUUCGACUGUACAUCAAUAUAAAAACAAUAGACAUAAUAAGAAGUCGAUGGAAUUUUUCAUCUUCGAUUCUUGAUUUUCAUCUUUAUCCAAUUCAUUCUGUCAAAAGACAGUGAUAGGAGUGUAAUUCAUGAAGUCUUUUAUUAUUCCAAAAAAUAUAUCCAUAUGAAAAUUU